AUGUGUUGUCGAUUCCACCACGUUGUCCUGCAUCCCUCCAGGCACGAAGACGACACGUCUACUUGCACAAACCGUGCCUGUGCCUCUGUCGACGCGUUCCCACCCAAUCCAUGGUGCCCUGCGCCCCUCCAGGUCCCAAGACGACAUAUUGUCGUCCGCGAAACGGCACAUCCUGCCCCGCGGCUUCUGCACCCCUUCCACCUUGAUAUGGGUGUUCCAGGGCGGCUACAGCGCCAGGAUCUACCACUCGCGCAAAGCUUCAGAUUAUGCGCAGAGGGGCUCGGGUCGUCACGUUUAUGCUCGAACACCCCCUCUGAUCCAUCCGAUCGACGACGACAUCGCUACAGCGCCAAGUUCACCCAAGCUCAAAACCUCCGCGCAUCCGCAUACUUUACCAAACGCCAUCCACUUGCGCUUGAUCUCUUCACACAGGUAGUCGCACUAACAGCACUCGGCCCUGCUGAUUCGACGCUUCGUUCAUCAGGAACGAAAUACUACCGCGAUGCUUCCUAUUCCAUGGUUUAUCUGCCGCUUGAUGUUCAAAAUUGUUAUACCCAGAAGGGCUGGGAGACGAGUCCUUCUCCUCCACAACAGCAUCCCGCAAGUGGAGCGCUCCACAAAUCCAGUUACUUUUGCAAGCAACGCUAUGGUUCUUCAAGAGGUCUUGAAGUUUUUUGGGCCCACCAUCCCAAUACUCAUGGCAACUGUUAUUCGUAG
This is a messenger RNA of Laccaria bicolor S238N-H82, 717 nucleotides long. RefSeq lists its product as uncharacterized. The transcript has 3 exons. Lineage: Eukaryota; Fungi; Basidiomycota; Agaricomycetes; Agaricales; Hydnangiaceae. The coding region runs from base 1 to 717 and encodes 238 amino acids. The record is from RefSeq and is a predicted model, not a curated record.